Molecule: messenger RNA, 483 nt
Organism: Exaiptasia diaphana
Lineage: Eukaryota; Metazoa; Cnidaria; Anthozoa; Actiniaria; Aiptasiidae
Exons: 4
Coding region: 86-391 (101 amino acids)
Source: RefSeq, a predicted model, not a curated record
CUUUCCGUCCCCAUGAAGGUGAUGAUUUCUGUCCGUUUUUUGUUCUUCACAGAACUGGAUCGCCUAUAACACACUACCAGCAGACAUGAUGGCUGAACAACGAGUUAUAACUUUUCCUAACGACAACAUGCCUCUUUACAAAGACAACUUUGCCUUUUGCCAGGUCAUGACAUUUGAUGGAAACUACACCUCAGUUCCUACAGUUCUGAUUAGUGCUGCUCAUUGGACGACUGGUAUUAGUGCAAUGCCAUGGCAUAAYAGCAUCGCCCCUUGGAUCGAGUACAUCACRACCAAAACCUGUCGGAUGUGCAUCAAAGAACUACACGUUCCUCAUGGUUUCGAUCCCGUCACAGUCACAGCACUGAUCCUAGGACGGCUACAAURAGCAUGAGCAGAAAUAACGAAAUGAAAGAACCACUUUAAAGUCAAUAAAGAUUGUAAUUAAGUGAUUAUCCUCAAUUAUUAUUAAUAAACAUUAGAGAU